Messenger RNA from Racocetra fulgida, 1022 nucleotides. NCBI's taxonomy places the organism in Eukaryota, Fungi, Glomeromycota, Glomeromycetes, Diversisporales, Gigasporaceae. The record is from the annotation of a GenBank genome assembly.
AUCAAUGGAAUACUCUCGAUGGUACAUGGAAUAAGCGAUUUAUACAAGCAGGAAAAGAGCUAUUAGACUUAACGUUAGGGGAAGCUUUUGAAAGUAAGCUCCAAGUUCAAAUCACUUACGAGAAGGAAACACUUCUUACAUUUGAUGAAUCAGGUAAAUUCUUUGGAAGGCAACUGCGCUUACCAUACAAUAAGGAGGCAACCUCUUCAGAUGAUAAACGUGCUUUUGAUAGCACUUUAGAUUCAGAUUUAAUUUCCCCUGUGGGGGCAAAGAAGAUCAAAUCCUGUAAAGGAGAUGUGAAUGUCGAGAAAGCUAACGGCGACAGCGCUAUAAAAAUGACUUCAACUGCGUAUCAACAAUUUACGAAUAAAUAUCAAAAAAUUCCAAAAGAAGAUAAAUGGACUUUGUCAACCGAAAAAAUUGUUGAAGAUGCAUUAUACGUGUUUGGAAUGAAAUGCUCACACGAACACUAUGCAUCAUCAAAUAGAAAAAAUUCACAACGGGUGGUUGCAUCAACAGAUUCGAUGAAAAGAAAGGCAAUGGGUCGGCGCGGAGAUUUAAUAAUCCGGAAAUGGCAUACUGAAUAUGGGUGUAGCGAAGCUGGAAAAAUAUUUGAAGGAAUCAAUGGUACAAAGAUUAUUAAAGAAGGUGGUUUGAAAAUGCCCAAAAUGCUUAGAGAUAUGUUCAUUGAUCUUUGCAAAACUAUGGAAAUGCGGAAGAAUAAAAUUAGAAGGCUGGAAACAGUCGGAUAUCACUGUUGCGAUUGGAUUUACCAGCGGGGCAUGUCUGUAGAUUGUCACGGACACGGCUUUUUGAGAUGCCAACUCAAAUCUCUGAAUUCGGCAAUAGUGAAAAAUGUAAUCAAACUAAUGGAGGAAGAGGAUCUGACGGAAGAAGAACAGCUUAAGAUGUUACAGAACUGUGAUGAAAGUGGUUUUACGACACCACCACCUAGAUUACAAUUAAUGUCAAGCUCUGUGACGCCAGAAAGUAAACGAAUGAAUAAGAAUGAUGAAGAGUGA